This is a messenger RNA of Suricata suricatta (meerkat), 3748 nucleotides long. It is a transcript of the gene R3HCC1L, whose product is annotated as R3H domain and coiled-coil containing 1 like. The coding region runs from base 650 to 3022 and encodes 790 amino acids. NCBI's taxonomy places the organism in Eukaryota, Metazoa, Chordata, Mammalia, Carnivora, Herpestidae. The transcript has 11 exons. The record is from RefSeq and is a predicted model, not a curated record.
CAGGCCUGGCGCGCACCCCAGCGGCGCGAGCGGAAGAGCAGGAGCUUCGUGGAGGCGGCGGAAGCAGAGCGCGACGGCGUCCCCGGUGAGACUGCUGUUUAUUGGAGGGAAACCUUUGUACCAUUUGCCUUCAGAUAAAAUCUGUCUGCAUGUUCUAGAGUUUUAUUAUUUAAAAAAUAAAUGUCAUUUAUUUGGUAUGUGUGUAUGGUUUUGCUACAAAAAGAAGUCAGUCUUCUAAAGACAGAUACUGAGGUACCUAAGGAUAAAAUGAAAUGAUAUUCGGGACUUACUUUAAUCCAUUGAGGGUGAAGACGUAUGCACAGAUAACAUGAAGAAACACUGGCUCUGAAAUGGAAGCUGAGUAAUGGAUUACUUACUUAUGAAGAUGGGACAGAGACGUACUUACAGGAAGUAACUGAUUAUUUUCUCUCAAGGAAUAUUUGAAACUUUAGAAGCAAUUGGACAGGUCCUCACAAAUGAAAUGAUUAUUCACUUCAGCAAAGAAGUUACUCACAUUGUUGACAUUAUUGAUGUGAGUGAAAAUAUCAACCAGUCCUCUGAAUUACAUGUGGAUAGCUGGUUGCUGAACAUUUACCAGCACGUUGUUGGUCAUGGCAUAAUUGAGUUUGGCUUUGAUUGAGGUGGUGCCAUGCAGCAAGCAGCAGAGAGAUGCAGGGUUCGAGCCAGAAGGCCUGACAUGGCACUUUAUGUACCGAAAGCUCGGAGGGGUGUGGUGCUGCUUAAGUCACGUGGUGAGGAAAAAGGCUCUGGGCCACCUAACUCUGUGGUGAAGGAAGAACAAAAAGAAGAUUGUCUCUUCCAAAAGGAGAUCUUUAGAGACAGAUCUCAGACUCAAAGACUAAGCAGUAAUCCUGAUGAUAAAGAACACAACCAUAGGGAAGGAAAGAAAUUUCCAACAAAAUUAAGAAAAGACACAUGCCUUCAAGAAAGGAAGAAAGAUAGGGUUUGUGUUAAGAGGGGAACCACAGAAUCCAAAGAAGCAUUAUCCCAAGGACAUCAGCAAAGCAUCCCAAGUCCUGGGAUGCUGCCUAGUGCACCUUUACAAAGACACAUUAAACCAGAGAAGGUGGAGUGUUUGGAGGUUGAAACCACAGAUGUGAUAGGACAUGGGAAAUUGUUUCCAUCUCAGUCUUGUUCAGAAAUAGAUGAGGCCCAGGUUCUAAACAAACCAUUCCAAAAUGUGGAAUUCUGUGAUUUGAGUAGGCACGAAUUAAGUGGCAAAACAUUUGAAGGCAGAGACUUGGAAAGCAGAAUUGAAACUAAUGUCAAGGUUGUGGAGAUAGUAUCCCAGUUUCCUGGCAUUUUUAAUUCUGUAUUGAAACCUGAGAGUAUGGCCAUACCAGUAGAACUAAGUUCCAAUUCUGAGGCUGUACAAGAAAGCAUGCAAACGUCGUGUGGAAUGUUGAGUCUCAGCAGUGGAGGCACCACUGCCGUUUCAGUUCCUGGAAGUGUGGAUGCUGUCACUGGUCACACUUGUGGAGACUGUGAAGCUGAGAAUGUUGGUGAUGUAGCCAACAAUACAGAUAUUAUCUUGGGUCAGAGAGGUAUAGAUUCCAUUCCUGAGACUUUGGGUCACGUCUCCCAUAAAAUGACUAUAGUCAGCAAAUCAGAGAGUAUAAAUGGCAUUUUUGAUCCGGCAGUGAUUAGAGAGUAUGAGAAGAAUGACAGCACUGCUGAUGACUUUUGUAUAAAGUAUGAACCUUCUGGUACAGCUGUCCUUGCUCAUGAAACAGAUACAGAUAAUGGGCUGAAGAGUGUAGGUGACAUUACCAAUAAGGCGUGUAAGAUGGACAUUACGGAUGUCCUGUCUGAUCAAAUAACUGUGGGCAGCCCUUGUGUGGUUGCAGUUAGAACAGCUAGUGAGGUCUGUAGCAACACAAGUAGUUUCUCAGAAUAUUUAGAAAUGAGUGCGGAUAAAGCCCCUCUUCAUGUAGUUGGAAGUGGGAAGGACAUAGAAACUUUCAGCAACCGGACUGCUUGCUCAGAUAUUUAUGCUGAGAGUAUUUCAUCUAGUUUCACAGAGUCAACAGGAAAGUUGAUAGAGAGCUUGUCAGAUUGUGCUUCCUCCUUACCUAUAAAGAAGAUUACUGGUAGUAAUUGUAGCACUUUUUUGGACUCUGAACUCAGUAUGUUAAAUGGGACAAAAGUACUUUCAGACAGUGCCUUGGGCAAUGAUCUAGAUUGUACGGGUGAUGUAACAGAGGCAUUGCAUGAACUAAAAACUGCUGAAGAGUUCAAAACAAAAGAGGAAGAUAACUCAGAGAAUGUAGAAUUUGGUGUAUCCUUUCCUGGUACGGGAUCUGUAUCUAUGGAAACAUCUAUGGAAUUGAAAGCAAUGGAAACGGAAACGGAAACGUCUCAUGUGGAGGGAAGUGCUGCUACUGCGGACAGCUGGGAGUCUCUGUUUAAUGAUGAUGGUGACUGCCUGGACCCGCGUCUUCUACAAGAGUUAUCGGGGAAUAUGAAGAAUAGAGAAAGCAUCCAGGAAUCUAGAUUUGAUUAUUACAACCAUGAAGUUUCUGAUAUUGACCUCAGUGAUUGUGAAUUUCCACAUGUCAUUGAAAUUUAUGACUUUCCCCGAGAAUUUCGUACUGAAGACCUCCUACGUGUUUUCUGCAGUUAUCAAAAGAAAGGAUUUGAUAUUAAAUGGGUGGAUGAUACACAUGCCCUAGGAGUAUUCUCCAGUCCAAUUACAGCUCGUGACGCUCUGGGUAGUAAACAUACCAUGGUGAAAAUCCGGCCCCUGUCACAGGCCACAAGAGCGGCCAAGGCCAAAGCUAGAGCUUAUUCCGAGCUCCUCCAGCCAGCAAAGGAACGUCCUGAGACUUCAGCAGCCCUAGCCAGAAGGUUAGUCAUCAGUGCCCUUGGGGUUCGAAGUAAACAGAGCAAAACAGAAAGGGAAGCAGAGCUCAAGAAACUGCAGGAAGCCCGAGAGAGAAAGCGACUGGAAGCCAAGCAACGGGAAGACGUCUGGGAAGGCAGAGACCAGUCUGCGGUUUGAACAGCACGCAAAGAAACGGAUAGUUCCAAGAAUUCAGAAAUUAUUUCCGUAGUCUUAGGAGGAUCCUUCUAGAGUUCUGUGUACAUGCAGAAGUGCAUGUUAAUGAAAGAAAGAGAUAAAGCCAUCAGGGCGCGCACUGCCUGGAUGUAGAAAGAGGAUGGACUCCUGUCCGUCUUUGCUUCUAACUGCAGUUGUUUGGAACUGCCUUACUGUGUUGGGCAUGGAAGGGAGCCGUCAGCUAGGAAGCUGACUUGUGGCAACUUGGAUGUGACUUCCAAGAGUCGUCUGGGCGUGGCAAGUCCCACUGUCAGCAUGGCUCACGUGUCUAAGAUGUUUGAAGCAGAUAUAAAACAGAGGAUUCAAACCUGCCAUGAAGGGAGAUUCCGUCCCUGAAAGGCAGGGUGUUCUUUCGGGCCUCACAGAGCCGAGGGGUGGAGGAGGGAACAGUUAGUAGAGAGAUGGAACAGUGUUUGACGUACUUGGUGCUCACAGAAUCCACACUGUCACUUCCAGAACUCUGGAGCUGGUGAGCGGCAGCAGCUGUAGGUGUUUGGGCUCCAGAGUGCGCACUGAGCCAGGCACCCGGGGCACCACUGCGCCGCAGCACCGGGCAUGCCCACUUCAGUCCCCUGGGAAGCCAGCCGUGGGAGCUGGGUGCUAGUCCCAGCGGGAGCGGCACUGCCAUGUUGUGAGAGGGAGACAUUAAAGCUCACUUGAUGACCUGUA